Molecule: messenger RNA, 3519 nt
Organism: Penaeus indicus
Lineage: Eukaryota; Metazoa; Arthropoda; Malacostraca; Decapoda; Penaeidae
Product: teneurin-a-like
Exons: 22
Coding region: 1-3519 (1172 amino acids)
Biological process (GO): motor neuron axon guidance
Source: RefSeq, a predicted model, not a curated record
AUGUGCAGAUCACGUGGCUAUAAUCGGGAUUUUCUCUACAACACUCGACCGGACUUUGUCAUGGCGGAUUACAGCAACUACGCCGCGGGCACGCCACCGGACCCGGCCCCCCCCGAGGUCCCUAUUCGGGGGCCCUCCCACCACCACCCGCUCCUGGCGGCGUCGCGUCGGGCGGGCGGCGCGCCCCCGGCCUCCAACAGCACGGGCGUCGGAGGCCCUCCCUCGCCGCACUACCAGGACCACCUUCAGGACGACACGUACCAGCAGCCCAACUCCAACGUCUUCCUCUCUCAAGAGUACUUGAUGAGCGGAGGCAGCCCUCGCUACGGCACGGGGACGGCGGCCAAGAGUCCAGGUGCGGGGGGGGCUGUGCUCUACGGUCCUAGCACUACCCCAGACUACCUGUCUAUUAACAACUCCCAACCCAGCAGGAUCCUGGGCACCCUCGGCUCUCAGAAGGGCUCCGUGGCGCCGGGAACUCUGCCGACUCUCCCCGCCGUCAGGAACGACCUGCCCCUGGGCUCCGCCGGCUCCUUCUCCGGCCGGGGGCUCCACCUGGGCAAGACGUGGCGGGAGAGGUGCUCCUGGCGAUGCGCCGCCAUCGGACUCAUCCUCCUGUGCGCGACGCUGGCGGCGCUGCUGGCCUACUUCGCAGCCGUGGCCAGCCUAGACAGCGGGACAAAAGGCUGUAUCGUCGUCGAAGAUCCGGCUCGAGUCAUCGCCGCAGGAGCCGAGGCAGCCGACGCGGAGACGACCACACGACCUACGCAGACUUACUCUCCCCCGCUGACCACCACCCUGGCCCGCGCCCCGAAGACCGACGCAGGGACGACCGAACUGACUCGCCUUCGGGAACUGAACCGCCGCUACGUCAACAAGAUCCCGCCACGAGGCUACUGGAACGCGCAGUUCGACGUGAAACAGCUGAUGUUCAUGAGAUUCAACUUAACCGUUCCUCGCACCGCGCAUCUGGCUAUCUUCGGGCGUCGGAAUGUGGCUCCGUCUAUCACGCAGUACGACUUCGUUGAGUUUAUCAAGAGUGGUCGUCCGGGACGUGCCAAGAGGGAAGCUGAUUGGGCCACCUCCGAAGAACCGGUGACGGAGGCGAUGGUCGUGACGUCACCAACACCGAGUCUCCAGGAUGUCAUUGAAGUCUAUCCCUUCUUGCACGACCGCCACCUCAACCUCAAACUCGGCCUCCAAGGCGCUCUCAAGGACGACCUCGAUGCUAUGACCAAGGCGGAGGACGGAAGUGAGCCUGAGGACCGGGAGACCGAGGUGAUGGAGGAGCCACUAGCAUUGCCUUCUCUCUCACGGCCUCGGCGCUACAUUCACGACCGCAGCGUCAACUUGAGUCUGGUGGAGUACCUGGACACCGGUACCUGGUACUUGGCUAUAUACAAUGACGGAAUCAGUGUAGCGGAGGUGGAGCUCUAUCUCGGCGAGGCUCCGGAGCUUCAGUCGGCGUGCCCCAACGACUGCAGCAGCCAUGGGUCAUGUGUGCUGGGUCGCUGCGAGUGCGUCCAGGGCUGGAUCGGCGUCGACUGCUCCAAGAGUGUGUGCCCCAUGCUAUGCAGUAACCACGGCACGUAUGGCGGCGGGCUGUGUCAUUGCGAAGUGGGCUGGAAGGGGCGCGAGUGCGAUGUGCCAGACACGGAUUGCGAGGUGCCAGAUUGCGGUGGGCACGGCACUUGCGUCGCUGGGCAGUGCCGGUGCCAGCCUGGGUGGAAGGGCGACCACUGUGAGAUUGUGGACUGCGUGGACCCGACGUGUGGAGGACGGGGCUGGUGCGUGGAGGGCCGCUGUGUGUGCAAGGCCGGGUGGACUGGGAAUAACUGUUCCACCGUGGACGAGAAAGUGUUCACGUGUUUGCCCGACUGUUCAGGCCACGGCCACUACGACCUCCACACCUCCGCCUGCGUCUGUGACACCUACUGGACAGGACCCGAGUGCGGCGAAGCCCGAUGCAGCCUGGAGUGUGUACAUGGAGAGUGUGAUAAGGGAGGCUGUGUAUGUGACAAGGCCUGGACAGGUGACCGCUGCGACCAGCUGGCGUGUGACCCUCGCUGCAGCCUACACGGUCAGUGCCACAACGGAACCUGCGUCUGCGUGCAAGGCUGGAACGGAAGGCACUGCACUAUUCCUGGAUGUGUGAACGGAUGUUCGGGCCACGGCAUGUGCACCACCGUGGACAGGCAAUACAUGUGCGAGUGCUCGGCCGGGUGGACCGGACCCGACUGCUCCGUGCAGCUGGAGACCGACUGUGACGACGAAAUUGAUAACGACGGAGACGGGCUCUUCGACUGCUCGGACUCCGAAUGCUGUUCGACCAAGGCAUGCACGGACCACGUCAUGUGCAUGGUGUCCAGCGAUCCUGUAGAAGUCCUCCUGAGGAAGCAGCCUCCUGCCGUGACCGCCUCCUUCUACCAGAGGGUUAAAUUCAUCAUCGAAGACUCGAGUGUCCAGAGUUUCGCGCAGAAGGACGAGUAUAGCGAAAGGCGUGUGGCAGUGAUCCGCGGGCGUGUAGUGACUCCCCAGGGCCAGGGCAUCAUCGGCGUCCGGACCAGCGUCGAUAAGGAAUCCCGCUUCGGCCUCACCGCCACCAGGAAGGGAGGAUGGUUCGACGUCCUGGUGAACGGAGGCGGCGCCGUGACCCUGCAGUUCCAGCGGGCGCCCUUCGAGCCUCUGACCGUCACAGUGCCAGUGCCAUGGAACCAGAUCGUGGUGUUGGAUCCCAUCGUCAUGAGGCUGAAGGGCCAGGAACCUCAUGAAGACCAGCAGCAAAGGAAGGAUGAGUACCUGGCGCACACCGUGGGAGGGGCGCCACACCUGCCUGUCGUCUUCACCGAGACUCAGGUGGUACAGGAGUCCCUACGUAUCCCCGGGAGCGAGCUGCACCUGCUGUACCACUCUAGCAGCGUCUCCGGGUACUUGUCGACGCUCCUCCUUCAGCUCACCCCGGAGACGGUACCUGCUGCACUCUCCAUGGUGCACCUCAAGGUGACGCUCGAAGGUUCUGUGUUCGAGAAAGUGUUCGAAGCCGACCCGAAUAUCACCUACACCUUCGCCUGGAACAAGAGGAAUGUGUAUAAGCAAAAGGUCUACGGCGAGGCUACGGCACUGGUGGCAGUCGGAUACGAGUACGUCACGUGUUCGGGCAUCCUGUGGGAGACGCUGACGGCGACGCUACACGGCUUCCACAUGGAUAUUUCCGACGUGGGCGGAUGGAACCUCGAUAUCCAUCAUAUGUAUAACUUCGAGGCGGGCCUGCUCCAGCGCGGCGACGGCUCCACCCUCAGCUUCCGUGAGGCUCCCCGGCUGGUGACGACCAUGAUGGGCACAGGCACGCAGCGCCCCAUCGUCUGCCGCCACUGCUCGGGACUGGCGCAGGAGGCCCAGUUGCUCACGCCCACCAGCCUCGCCUCGGGUCCCGACGGCUCGGUGUUCGUCGGGGAUUUCAACUUGGUCAGGAGGAUCACGCCCGAGGGACUGGCCUACACGCUCCUUCAGCUGAGGUGA